Messenger RNA from Alosa sapidissima (American shad), 416 nucleotides. RefSeq names its product protein ripply2-like. The coding region runs from base 54 to 416 and encodes 120 amino acids. Gene Ontology annotation, biological process: negative regulation of transcription by RNA polymerase II; embryonic pattern specification. Lineage: Eukaryota; Metazoa; Chordata; Actinopteri; Clupeiformes; Clupeidae. Gene Ontology annotation, cellular component: nucleus. The record is from RefSeq and is a predicted model, not a curated record. The transcript is spliced from 3 exons.
GCAUCGAACACUCAGGAAUAAUCGUGUGGAGUGCUACCUGUCAGAUUAGGUUUAUGGAGAUCACCAUGAAUUCUCGCCUUGGACAUAACGGAUAUAAUAAUGAAAGCACAACUCACGAGUCAACACACGAGCGUGCUCUGUUUUGGAGACCGUGGACACGAGGACAGUUGGAACAAAGGCCGGACUCUCAUGGGUUUCACGGCAAAUCCCUGGUUGAAUUAUCAGAUACAAAGAAAGCCAACAGCUUUGUACAUCCUGUAAAGUUAUUCUGGCCUCGAUCGCGCUGCUUUGAUUAUCUGUAUCAGGACGCCGAAGCGCUGCUCCGGAACUAUCCCGUCCAGGCGACCGUCUGUCUUUACGCAGACUCCAGCGACGAGGAGGACAGUGGCGAGGAAGACAAGAAAGAAAUGAACUAG